GUAGGAAAUGGAUUUCAAUGAAUAACAAUAAUACGGAAAUGUCAAUAAUAAUAAAGUCUCAAACACACCAGAUCCAUUAUUUGAUCGAUGCUCCGCCAUAUACGAAAGAGAACACGGCUCUCCAAUUGGAAUCUCCAGGUGCAAUUUCUUCACAAUAGCAGCGAUUAUAUCCGAAUCUUUCCAAGAUGAUUCUUAUUUCACAAUUUGGUUAUUUAGAUGGCCUUGCUCGACAAGAAGAUUCUUACAGAAACAUGUCAAGGUUUACAAGAGUCCCCCCUAGAUGACAGAUAUGUCUCUCUGAAGGUUUGCCUCAUUUGAUUCUUCUUGAACUUCAGGACCAUCUUAAGGACAAAGACAGAGUUAUGGGCCUGAUUCUCAUCUUAUCCAAUGAAGGACCAAACAAGUCCUCCCUAUCCAUAUAAGAGUCAUUGCGAGCAGCUACUUCAACAUUUCCGCUUCAGCUCAAUCUGUUUGCUCUGAGGAUAGAGAAAGAUUUGGGAAAUUUCUGCAAAAAAUCACAACCGCCAGUGACCGGUAAAAAAAGAUUUAAGGACCUGACACUGGAUUGGCUCCAUUUAGGGGAGGAAGUACAACACUGAUGAGAAAACUAUCUGCUGCAACUACUGGCAGAGGCGAAGACAACAUGGCUAGGCUAGAAUUUCAAUCCUAUCUUCCCUCAUAGAUGAUGGGUGGGGCAACGCAAAGUAGAUGUUGCAUUCAAAGAAUAAGUUACACUUUCUUUCUAUUCGAUUAGUUUGUUUAUUUAUAAGAUCUUUAGAACUUCGCGAUGGACAACGAAAGUUUCUUUUUAGAUUGCAUUCUAAAGUGAGUAAAUAUAGUUUACUUAUUUUUUUAUGAAAUUUCUUAACAUAGUUACUAAUAUUUGAGAAUUUAUUUUCAAGUUGAAAUGGUAGUUUCGGAGUAAAGAUGGGGGGCCGCCUAAAAUUUGGGUAUUUAAUUGUAAACAAAGAAUGCUUAUAAAAUUUUUGGUACUUGGGGUUUCCAAGUUUUAAAACUCUAGGUUUAGCGAUGGUGGAAGACGGCCAUGACGAGGACAUGGGACAAGUGAGACUAAAACAGAGAGGCUAUGUGGUCGUUACAGAGCUCCUUUUCUUCAUUGUCUUAUGCUACAUUUUGUGAUAUGCCAAAAAAAGAUUGCAUUACAGAGAAAAACCAUCAUUUUUAGCCAAAUAUUUGGCCCUAUUCGUGAGUGGGUAACACGUAUUCUUGCAAGGAUGUUUCCCUCUACCAGGAUUCUUGAGGUAUUUUUUUAUGUUCAUUUUGGUUUUCUUCUAGAGGUAACAUUAAACACAUAUAUCAUUAUUUUGGGGAAGCAUAAAGGUUCUUCUUUAUAUAUUUAUUAAGGUUCUACAUGUUUUGAUUAAAACAUCAUUCUGUGUUAUCAUUAUUUUUUCCCACAUUUUUACUAGGUUGCUUUCCAUAUAUUGUUCUUAGACUAACCUGAUUUCAUCUAAGUUGAUUUGAAACAAGAUAAGAAUAAAACCAUGUCCAAACAUAUAUCUAAGAUUUAUAAAAGGAAAAACCAUGUGUCUUAUGAAGAUGAUGAUUGGUACUGAAUUUAUUUCUUAUUUGCUUCACUAUUUUUCAUAUCGUUAAUCGCACUAUACUAAGGGAUUAGUUUUGUAUUGAAACUUUGUGUCUUGCAAGUUAGUUACAUGUAUUUGUUGGGAUUUAGUGUAUAGGGUUAGACCAUAAACUGUUUUCUCCCUACUGUUCUCUGGGUGGAAAAACAUUUCAAAGGUGGAAUCUUUAUUUGAUGUUCCAAUACCUGGAUGAGCUUCGGUGUGCUCCUGACGAUUUUACUACCGUCAACAUCCAAAAGGGUAAAACUCUAGACAUGGAUGAACUUAUAUAUGAAUUUGCCAAGGUAUCGACUAUUGAUGAAAAUUCAAUUUUUCUUAUUUAAUAUGUUAGUUUCAAAUGUAUAGAGGUGUUAGUUUGCUAUCACUAUGCAUAUAUGUUAGUGAAGAGGAAGCAAAUAAGAAAUACCCGAAGUAUUUCAUAAAAAGUUUCCUGUGUGAGGCACUUUGGGUUCGGUUUUGUGAUUAACAAUGAGUCAACGGCGUCUGAAAUAAGCUUGAAGGUAGAGUGUUCUCAUUUUAUUGACAUGGGAUUUCGUUAUAUUAGCAAGCAACAUUAUAGAUUAGAGAUUGUUUUAACAAUUAGUCCUAAAACAUUGAUAGUUAUCAUUUGCCUUCAUAAAUUUGUAUUUACAUUUUCAAGAAAAUUAUUCUCCCUCAUCAACAUUUCUCGACCUUUCUCUCACCAAAGAUGUUAUUAAAUAAAUAUUCAAAUAUUUGGUAAUAUUUUAGCCAUGGUAUGAAAUAUAGCUAUAUUCAAAGAGAAAAGAACUCGGGCUCAUUUUCCCGCCCAAAGAUCAGGGUUAUUUUUAGAAUUUUGAACAUAGCUUCUUCUGGACACCAGCUACUCAAAAUUAUGUUUAUCUUCCCAUUCACAAAGGGUGAUACUAGACAUUAUUUCCUUCACAUUUCAGGUACACGGAGAAAUAGACGACGUAGCAAGACUACAACUAUCCACCUCGCGCGGCAUCCAAGAAUUACAGGGCAAGGAAUAUGUCAACUUCCACCCAACCCUAAAAGUAAGGAACAGUCAUAUUUAGGUACAGUUGCUGCUCAUUCUUAUUGAAACUUUGAAUUUGGAAACUCUUCUUCAAAUGGUUCAUGAUGAAAUUCCUUUGAGGUUAUCUUUUGUUUUUUCAUUACUUUACUUAUCCAUGGUCUGAUUUUCUUAUAUAGAGUUUCAACAUCAGAAAGAAAGAUCAGAUCAUCAACUAUAGAGUUGCCUUACUUGCAGAGUAUAUUAAACGCAUGUCCAAGCAUAGUUUUGCAUUUUUCUUAUUAUUUAUGUAGCUUAUGAAUGCUGGUCAUUCUGGCAAUAUUGUUGUGCUGGUAUUAAAUUGAUACACUUGAAAUCACAAGCAAUUUAUGUUUUUCAAUCAGAAGCUGCUUUACGACCCUUUCGUUUACUUUUAGCACAAAAAAGCAGCAAUUAUUCCAGCCCAAUCAUCUCCCGAGCAAUACGACGCAGGCUAGCUGGAUGGUUGGUGACAAUUGGAAACCACAAGCCCCCAACUUCAACUAUUUCACGCACUUAGCAAGAUGGAUAGAAGCAUGAAGCACAUCCCUAGGAGACAAACAAAAAGUCGAGCAUGCCUGUCAACGCUGGCUUCACUUGAGCGCAUAUUGGAUUGAGAACAAACAUAGGGCCAAAGAGUACUCAAACGAUCCAGGAACGUUGCAGCUUGAAAAAGAGGGAGAGGGUGGAGGUUGUCUUUGUAGGAGUCAAGCAAUUGUCGAUCAUCUUUCUUGGCAUUGACCCCGCGGGCUUUGUUUAGAUCAAUUUACUUGAAGCAUGGAAGAGGAGGCAUCCCAUGAAGCUUCAUCCGUCAUUCUUUUUAAAUCAAUUGCCCCUUCAUCUAAGUCUAUAGUGCCCUUAGUGCUUGACAUUAAAAGGCUACUGCCCAUCCCCCUCAUCAUAUAUUCAAGCUUGCAACAAACUUUGCAUGAAGUAUGAGUACUUCCUAUUUCCUAACACAUAAGGAGUAGCUUUUUUUGAAGGGUAAGAAGUAGCUAUAUUGUUAAAUACUUUAAUUGUUAUUAGACGGGAAUAUGGAACUAGGAACAAUUCUAAUUAUGUUUAUGUCUAUAUUUAAAGUCCCGGCAAGGUUUCUAGUUUCAACCUCUAAUUCUUUGUUUGUCCGUGAAAGGAAGAAGCCUCAAGGAUUUUGACUUUGAUGGUAAAUGGAAAAGAAACAGCACAUUGCGAUAUUCACUACCGCGAGCAUUCCAUGGCUGACUGGGACUGCAGUAAACCCUUUGUUCCGUGCCGCCUACCUUGCUAAAGAUGGGGAGAGGAAUGUCACUUUGGUUGUCCCUUGGGUGUCUGUUAAAGAUCAACAACACUUGUUCCCUGACAAUAUCACCUUUAGCACACCUUCUGAGCAAGAACACUACGUUCUUCGAUGGGUUGAAGAGAGGACUGGCUUCAAAUCAAGCCUUAGCGUGCGCUUUUAUCCGGGAAAGUUCUCCCUAGAGAAAAGGAGCAUUCUUGCUUUGGGGGAUAUCACGGUUGUCAUCCCGGAUGAGGAAGCAGAAAUUGCUGUCCUUGAGGAACCUGAGCACCUUACCUGGUAUCAUCACGGAAGGAGAUGGAAGGAGAAAUUUAGGCUGGUGAUAGGAAUUGUUCACACCAAUUAUCCAGAGUAUGUUAAGAGGGAGCGCAACGGUUUGGAAGCUUUGAUCGUGAAAUAUAUAAAUGUUUGGGUUGUCAACAUAUAUUGCCACAGGGUUAUCAGGUUGUCCGGUGCGACGCAAGAUCUUCCCAGAUCAGUCAUCUGCAAUGUCCACGGAGUGAACCCAAAGUUUCUUGACAUUGGCAUGAAGAAGAAAAAGGAAGAAGAACCAUUGCAGAGGGGGAAGGAAGUAUUCACCAAAGGCGCAUACUACAUUGGAAAGAUGUUGUGGAGCAAAGGCUACAAGGAGCUGCUCAAACUUCUGCGCAGCCAUCAAAAGGAGCUUAAAGGGCUUGAAAUUGAUUUGUAUGGCAGCGGCGAGGAUUCUGCCCAGAUUCAGGAAGCUGCCAGGAAACUGGAAUUGACAGUCAGGGUUCAUCCCGGACAGGACCAUGCCGAUCCUAUCUUCCAUGAGUACAAAGUCCUUGUGAAUCCAAGCACCACAGACGUGGUCUGCACGACUACAGCCGAAGCCUUAGCAAUGGGAAAAAUAGUAAUAUGCGCCAACCACCCGUCGAACGAGUUCUUCAAGCAGUUUCCCAAUUGCCGCACGUACGACAGUGGCACCGGCUUCGUCACCGCCACUCUCCGGGCAUUGACCGAGCAGCCUGCCCCGUUGACUGAUGACCAAAGGCACGAGCUGUCGUGGGAAUCGGCAACGCACCGGUUUUUGAAAGCAGCGGAGCUGGACAAGUCAUCACCCAGUAACAACAACAAUAACAACAAGAAACAAUUUGCAAAGAAGAGCUCAAAGCUCAGUCUUUCAGCAUCAAUGAAUCUGAAAGAGAAUCUUGAAGAUGCAUCGGCAUUUGUGCACUACGUUGGGACUGGGUUUUUGAACUCAAAGCCAAACGAAGAGCAAUGCAAAGAGCUUGGUCUUGCUCUCCCUGCUUCUUCCAAGAUGAAGAAGUUUUCAACCUCUGGUAAAGAUGAUCAUGAUGUUUUGUGAAUAGGUGAAAGAUUACUAAUUUGUAGAGUACUAUUUGUGGUGGCUGAAGUUAAACUGCCAUUGUUGUACUGUCAACUCACAUCUGUUGUAAAUUACAGUAUUGUUUAAUGUGGCAUUUUUUUGACAUUUUGUCCUAUUUUUAUGUUCUGUGUAAGAAAUGUAGAGAGGUAAU
This is a messenger RNA of Cuscuta campestris, 5394 nucleotides long. The record is from the annotation of a GenBank genome assembly. Lineage: Eukaryota; Viridiplantae; Streptophyta; Magnoliopsida; Solanales; Convolvulaceae.